Messenger RNA from Bursaphelenchus okinawaensis, 210 nucleotides. Lineage: Eukaryota; Metazoa; Nematoda; Chromadorea; Rhabditida; Aphelenchoididae. The record is from the annotation of a GenBank genome assembly.
AUGGGAGACAAGAGUGCCUACAUGGGACCGUACAGCGGCGGCGGUGGGUCCAGCGGUGGCGGCGGUGGAAGCUACGUGCGCGAGGAGUACGCCUUUGGAGGAAGCAGCGGUGGCAGCAGCGGAGGCAGCAGUGGUGGUGGCGGCGGCGGCGGUGGAUCCAGUGCCCCUCAACAACGUUCCGAUGUGUCGUGCUACUUGGGCCCCAAGUGA